This is a messenger RNA of Ruditapes philippinarum (Manila clam), 479 nucleotides long. RefSeq names its product protein AF-10-like. The record is from RefSeq and is a predicted model, not a curated record. The transcript has 4 exons. Gene Ontology annotation, biological process: regulation of transcription by RNA polymerase II. NCBI's taxonomy places the organism in Eukaryota, Metazoa, Mollusca, Bivalvia, Venerida, Veneridae. The annotation marks the transcript as partial. Gene Ontology annotation, molecular function: histone binding; nucleosome binding. Gene Ontology annotation, cellular component: nucleus.
AGAAGGCCGUUUGCUUGCACAUGCGCAAUGUAUAUGAAAAAUAUGGCGGAAUCAAAACAAUUUAACUUCUUUUGACAAAAUCUACGUGAUUGUGUCAAUACAUAGAUUAUUAAAUGCGCGCAAAAAUGAAAGAGAUGGUAGGAGGUUGCUGCGUUUGUUCAGAUGAGCGGGGUUGGGCCGAGAAUCCGCUCGUCUAUUGCGAUGGACAUGGGUGCAAUGUUGCCGUCCAUCAAGCCUGUUAUGGAAUCAUUCAGGUACCAACAGGACCUUGGUUUUGUAGAAAGUGUGAAUCACAAGAGAGAGCUGCUCGUGUUAGAUGUGAGCUGUGUCCCUUAAAGGAUGGUGCUUUAAAAAGGACAGAUAGUGGAGGAUGGUGUCAUGUUGUAUGUGCUUUAUUUAUUCCGGAGGCCUGGUUUGCUAAUGUACAGACUAUGGAACCUAUAAUGCUAAAAAAUGUUCCUCCAGACAGAUUUAAUAGG